AUGGCUAAAACUGCGAAGUUUAGCUUGAAACUUCUCAUCGACGAGGAGAAAAACAAAGUUGUUUUCGCUGAGGCCUGCCAAGAUUUUGUUGAUACACUCUUCAGCCUCUUGACUCUCCCAAUGGGGACUAUUGCUAGAUUGCUGGAGAAGCAUCAAAAGUUGCCGCAAGCUCUAGGUUGUUACAAGAAUCUCAACGCAAGUGUUGCAAACUUGGGCAUUGAUAAUUUUCAAACUGAAGUUUGCAAGACUAUGUUGAUGUAUCCAAAGAGUAAGAAGGAGGUCCAUUGCAGAAAGCUUAAGCUGAACAUGGAUGAUACUGCUCAUUCCUCGAAAUUCUUUGUAUGCCCAAAAUUCUAUAAGCAUGAUUCGUGCAGCAGGUACUACAGCAAUUUCACUACCUCCAAGUGCAGCUGUGGAGGUUAUAUGACCAAGGAGGUUCGUGUUCCAGAAGAGUUGCAAGCAGGAUACCAGGUUGGAAAUGGUGUAGAUGGAGUUUUCGUCUGCUGCAGAUCAUCAUUCAUUGUCACUGAUGAUUUGAAAGUGACAUUGAACUCUAUUGGUGCUAUCGCUAAUGUGCUCAAAGAUCUAGGAUAUCAAGGUUUUCGUGACAUGCAAGAAAUGAUUAUCCAAGUUGGUUUCCAAGAGGUGGUGGCUCUACUAGGAUGUUUGUUUACUACAAAUGCUCCAUUAACAUAUUCUUUCCUCAGGAAAGAUAUUGUGACAUUGACAGAUGCAACUUUGUCUCCGUCGGUGCAAGAAAUUGGACAUGAACAAGUACAACCAGGCUUUCAAGUGAAAGUUUUUGUUAGAAAGUGUGACAGGAAGAUUCUUUAUGUUGAGAGCAGUGAAGAUUUCAUAGAUUCUCUUCUAACUUUCUUGGUUCUUCCUCUUGAGAUGGCAUGGUCAUUCUCUGACGACAAUACCAUCUUGGAAUGUGUCAGAAAUUUGCACAGAAGUGAAGCUAGACGAGCUUUAACUCCCGAUUUCUCCGAGCUUCCUGAUUACUACCCAUGCCGUAACAGACUGCUUGACAUUAAGACUUCCCCAUUACCGAAAUUUGAGUGUUGCAUUCCUAAAGAUUCUGACUAUUGCUCAGUUUUCAAUUUUACCCGGCCUAUUAAUUUGGAGUGGCAUAUGCUUCCACAAGAUACUGUGAUUGUGUCUUCAAAAGACAAGUAUGAUGACUUAAUGAGAUAUACUGAUGGGUUUUUGAGGAGAGGUACAAAGUUCAUCGUUUCUGAUGAUCUUUUAGUAACUACUAUGAACUCAUCAUCGACCAUCGAGCUGUUAAGGAAGAAUCAGGUUGACAUCAGUGACAUAGAGGAGCUGGCGAUUAGCAUUUCCAAAGCAGAGCUCAUCAGCAUUCUCAGAGCUUCCUUGAUCUCUUCCUCUGCAUUAACUAAAGGCCUCUCGAACUUCCUCACGAGGAAGCCCAAGGAAGAAACUUGA
Microthlaspi erraticum is the source of this 1449-nucleotide messenger RNA. NCBI's taxonomy places the organism in Eukaryota, Viridiplantae, Streptophyta, Magnoliopsida, Brassicales, Brassicaceae. The record is from the annotation of a GenBank genome assembly.